Sphenostylis stenocarpa is the source of this 543-nucleotide messenger RNA. The record is from the annotation of a GenBank genome assembly. Lineage: Eukaryota; Viridiplantae; Streptophyta; Magnoliopsida; Fabales; Fabaceae.
AUGGGGAGGGGUAAGAUUGAGAUCAAAAGGAUUGAGAACUCAAGCAACAGGCAAGUUACAUAUUCAAAGAGGAAGAAUGGGAUCCUUAAGAAGGCAAAGGAAAUUAGUGUUCUAUGUGAUGCUCAAGUUUCCCUUAUCAUCUUUGGUGCCUCUGGAAAGAUGCAUGAAUACAUCAGCCCCUCCACCACGUUGAUUGACGUCCUAGACAGAUACCAAAGAGCCUCUGGGAAGACCCUCUGGGACGCUAAGCAUGAGGUUAACACAAUAUCGUUGUUGAACUCACUGCAGAACCUCAGCAAUGAAAUUGAUAGACUCAAAAAAGAGAAUGACAGCAUGCAAAUUGAGCUCAGGCACUUGAAAGGGGAGGAUAUUACGUCACUGAAUUACAAGGAACUGAUGGCCCUAGAGGACGCCCUUCAAAAUGGCCUCAAUGGCGUCCAUGAAGUUAAAUAUUUGCGCACUCCUUUAGAAAGAGAAUAUCAAGUUUUAGGGACGUGUCCUAAGAGGAAAAAUAGAAAGAAAGGAGAAAAUGUUGAUGAAUGA